Cottoperca gobio is the source of this 5815-nucleotide messenger RNA. RefSeq names its product PHD finger protein 3 (gene phf3). Gene Ontology annotation, biological process: DNA-templated transcription. Gene Ontology annotation, cellular component: nucleus. Lineage: Eukaryota; Metazoa; Chordata; Actinopteri; Perciformes; Bovichtidae. The record is from RefSeq and is a predicted model, not a curated record.
CUGUAAACAGAAGCCACGUGACAAGCAGGGCUGCCUGUCAGGGGCUUUGCAGCAGCAGGACGAAUGACGGCCGAGUUGGAGGAAGUUACUGGGAGCAGCUGUGCUAGUAUGUAACCUUACACGAGUUGGAUACAGCAUUGCAGUUAAAGACAGGAAGGCAGCAGCAUUCAUGGAUAUUGUGGACACCUUUAACCAUUUAAUACCCAGUGACCAGUUGGACGACUCCCUGAUAACAGGUCAGAAUUUGGAAUGUGAGGCCAGUAAUGAGUUUGGGACAGGACUCGGACUGGAAGAGUCACUAAAGAACAUGCUCAGUGACAAAGACCCCAUGUUUGGAUGUGCAAGCUCUCAGUUCAAUCUGCUGGACAAUGAGGACUCCACUUUUCAGAUUGCUGGCUCAACAGCUCUCGGUGAUGGUUCAGCAUCCACAGGCCUCAGCAGUGAACUGACCGUUACAGAGACCGCACAAGUCAAGCGACCUGUUGGCAGGCAGAAGAAACGUCCACGUCAUUUAGAAUACGAUUAUAGCAGCGGCCCACAACCUGCUAACGUAUCUACCAUGAACCGAGGACGGCUGGGAAGGAAACCAGCCAACCGGUUACGGAAGUCGUUUCUUAUUGAGAAAGGAGUUAAAGGCGCCCAGCUGAAGAAAGAAUUAAUUCUGGGAGGGCGUGUUGAUGUCAACGAUCUUCAAGGUGGAUUAUGGCUGAAUCCUUCCGUUGUAUUGAGACGAUUGACAGUCACAAUUGCGGGAUUCAGGAUUGAGCUGCUUCCAGGACCUUCUUACACACACAAUGUUGAAGCGAGCCAGUCUGUGUGCCUUGACGGUGGUUUUUCGUAUGCUGGAGACAUUGGGUUUGCCGUGCUGCCAGGCGCUACUGUCAAUGUACCGAAUCCCACAGCUGUGAAUGUGGCAGAGGUGGAUGUAAUUGAGAAGAGCUCUGCUGAUGAUGCAGCCCUCGGGCUAGGCCCAUAUGUGAAUCCUAACGACGUGCAGACCUCCAACGGGACUUUAAUGGGGAGUGCCUCCACGCAAGAGACAAAGCUUGACAAUCAGAGUGUUCCUGAACAACAAAAGCCAGACUGUAAAGAAAAAGAUGGCAUCAAAGAGCCACAAAACAUUCAGAAUGACAUAACUACUGUUAGUAAGACUGAUGAUAAGGAAAAACAACAGAUUGUGGCCAAAACCCUGCCAAAGUCGAAACAAGGGCUGACAUCUAACAAGAAUAAGGACUUGGUUUCAGAUAAACCAAACAACAUGAUUAAGGGACAUAAAGUAACCCAAAACAUGGCGUCCAAAAUCCAAAGAGGAGACCUGCACAAAAUGAAAAAUCUAAAGGAAAAGAAAGACAUUUCACCUUUGAAAAGGCCUGCAGAAAACACCCAAAGUGAGCAUGUUACUAAAAUGCAAAAGACACAGGGCACCACAGCAGAGAGUAAAGCGAAGCCAAGCUCUGUAGGGAAGAAGAGCCCAUCAUCUGGCAACCGUGUUGAUCAGCAGGGACCAACUAAACAUACUCAACCUCCCAAUAUCUCCAAAGUUGAGACCGUUAACCAGACGCCCGCUCGUCCAAGCCAUUCUUUAAAAAUGCCUGAGGAGGGAGGGCAGGAGAAGCCCAAACAGAAAAAGCCAGAAAAGAUCCUUCAAAGACAGAAAAGUAAAACUGUAAGAAGCAUCUCCGUGGACGAGCCGCAGCUGUUUAUUCCAGACAAUGCUCCUGUUGCGAAGAAGGACACCUCUGAGGAUCAACCAGCUAACAGUGAGACUGUAUGGGAUGGAAACAACUGUUGUGGCCUCUGCAACAACCACCACAAUAACACGUUCAUGGUAGGCUGCGGUCGUUGUGACGACUGGUUCCACGGCGACUGUGUUGGUCUUGACCUGACGAAAGUGCGCGAAAUGGAGGAGGAGGAUCAGAUGUACGUCUGCUUGAAGUGCUGUGAGGAGGAAAGCAAAAAAGUGGAGCCCGAGCCCUCGAGUGCAGCCAAACCAGAAGUCCAAGCAAAGACGGAAGUACAGGAUCUUAAGCCGCCUCCCGAGCCCCAACCAGGACCCUCCCAGAUACUCACAUCAGGGGGCGUCAGACCAGUAAGAAAGGAUCCUGAUAGGAGGCAUUCCACAGAUGUCAGAGAAUCGGGCCAUAAAACAGGCGCUCAUCUGAAACAAGAGGCAAAAAGUAAGACUUCAGCUUCAAAGAAACCCGUGUCUGUGGAGGCAAUCAGGCGAAGCGUGCGGGAUUCUCUGAAAGAAAUCCUUAUACAAAGGUUGAAGGAGUCCGAUUUGAACGUCUCAGUGGAGAGGGCGUCUGAAGUUGCCAAGAAGACGGAGCGAGAGCUUUUUCACUUGUAUAAAGACACUGACAACAAAUACAAGAACAAGUACCGAAGCUUAAUGUUUAACCUUAAAGACACUAAAAAUAAUGUCCUCUUUAAGAGGGUUCUCAAAGGGGAAGUUUCUCCUGGUAACUUAAUUCGAAUGAGCCCAGAGGAACUGGCCUCGAAAGAAUUGGCUGCUUGGCGACAAAGGGAGAACCGACAUACUAUUGAGAUGAUUGAAAAAGAGCAAAGAGAGGCAGAGAGACGGCCGAUCACCAAGAUCACGCACAAAGGAGAAAUCGAAAUUGAGAGCCAAGAACCAUUAAAGGCAGCUGAGCCUGCAGAGCUUGAUUCUUCUCCCAAAGUGACAGAAGUCUUAGCAGAAGCUCCAAAGACCCCCGAGAACAAAGCAGAGAGUAGCAGCACGGAGAAAGACACCACCAGCCAACACAAGUCUCACUUAUUUGACCUACACUGCAAAAUCUGCACAGGUCGUAUGGCGCCCCCUGUGGAGGAGGCACCCACCAAGGUGGUCAAAGUUGCCACUACAGUGGUUAGGAGGUUGUCUACCAAAGCAGACGAGACGAAGAGCACAGCGACACCUGCAGCCGACGAUGACCUGCACCUCACCGUUUUAGAGGAGAGCUUCAGAAAUGCUCAGUCGGGAUACGAAGGAAGGUCGGAACAUACCGCUGGAAGAGACGAAGAGGCCAUUUUUCUUUCCACCCUGAAGUCCCUGUGGCAAGGACUCCUUCACAUGCACUCUGUGGCAAAGUUGGUGACAAAAGCCUUCCCCGUCUCAGGCAUUUUGGACGACUUGACUGAGGACCUUCCAGACAGCAUUCAAAUUGGCGGAAGGAUAAGUCCACAGAUAGUGUGGGACUACUUGGAGAAGAUUCGGGCAACAGGAACAAAAGAGGUGUGCCUGAUUCGCUUUACCCCUGAGACGGAGGAAGAUGAGAUCUCCUAUACUCUUCUGUAUGCCUACUUCAGCAGUCGUAGGCGUUUUGGGGUGGUGUCCAACAACCUGAAACAAGUGAAGGAUAUGUAUAUUAUUCCUUUGGGUGCCACUGAAAAAGUUCCACAUCAGCUUGUUCCCUUUGAUGGGCCAGGUCUAGAAAACAACCGUGCCAACCUUCUUCUUGGACUCAUCAUUCGCCAGGGACCAAAAAGGGAUUUUCUUCCCGUGGACAUGAACGAAACUUCCAGGAUUAUUCCUGAAAUCAAGCCCAUCACCAUUUCCACAAAAGAAACCAGAACGACAGAGGAGGAUGAGAAACGUUUUAUCUCCUCUUUGACGACUGCACAUAAAAAAGAGAAGGACAAACCACUUAACACUACUGAAGAAGUUGAUGAGCCAAUUACAGAGUCUUUGGAAGAACCAUCUGCAUCGGAGGAGUCCAACAGUCAGGAGCCCUGCAAAGCUCUGCGCUUUCUUCCAGGUGUGUUAGUCGGCUGGGGUGGGGAAUUGCCCCCUCUGCCAGACGUUGGAGGUAAACCUGCAACAACAGCAGAUGACACUCAGAAGACCGAACCACCUCCAAAAACGGAGGCUCCAGCUGUUGCACCACGAGAGCGCUUUGUCAUCAGGAAGAAAGAAGCUAAACCUGUUAAAGCUGAACCGGAGCUAUCCAGCCCGACUGAUACAUCUGCUGCUAACAACUCACCAGGAAAGGAUCCUGCAGUGGUGACCCACGGUGCACCAAUCUCUCUGAAAGAUAAGCCCCCAGAUGUAUCGACUGAAGUGUUCCUGGCGAGCUUGUCAGCGGCUCCAAAAGGGACUGAAACUAGCAGCGCUGCUUCUGCAAACAAAAGUGAAGUUGGCCUUUUGUUCGAGACUGAAAAAGCACCGUCUGAAGGGAACUCUUUGUCGCAGGCACAAUCCCAGGCUGCCCCAGCUCACGCUAAUAGCUCAAAACCUCCUUUAAGUGGGAUAUUGAAAAAAUCUUCAGCAUAUUCCAGUGUGAAUGAAGAUAAAACAAAGGUGCUACAAAAGAAUGAAGCCAGCCACGCAGCUCCUUCGAGUCCCAAACCUGUUCCUGUGUUGAGCAGUACUAGAAAUGAGGCAGUUACACUAUUCCACCAAGGAUUUUUACAGCUUUCUCAGGCCAAGAACAAACCCGAGGAGAAGCAAACGCCUAUUCGAUCACUCGCUAAUGAAAAGGGAAACCCUGGCAUGUCCCAGGCUGGUGCUCCAGUAACUCAGACAGUAUAUCCUCCUACAGAAGGACCACAAGCAGCGUGUUACACAGAAGCCGCUGAGCUCAAACCCGAAUCAGUAAUGGCACCAGCUCUCCCAGUAUACAGUGAUGCACCUGUUCCAUCGCAGCAGCCGCAGCCUCAGGUACCUGGCAGCUGCGACUACCCAACUGGCCCUCCUCUUAACACUUUAUCCAGCCCGCACACAGAGGAUCAGAACCACAGUGCUCCGUGGGCUCAGGAUAGCACUUCACACGCUCUUUCUGCACUUCAGACACAGUAUGCAGAGAGCUACCCCGAACCAGCUGACCCACCUCCAUCCCUGGCCAAAGAUUACAAGCGUCAAGAGGAGCGAUACAGUGACCCCUGGGAGAGGCCCCGAACAUCAGAGGACAGAGACCACCACGGGAGGCACAGCCAUCACAGGGACACCCACCACGGGAAGAAGAGCAGAAACCACGACCGGGAGAAAAAGCACGAACGCAGCCAUGACAGAGAGAGGAGUAGGCACCGCGGACACUCAGACGAUCGCUACGGCGAGAAGAGGAAAGAGAGACCCCACAGCGACGAUCACAGCAGCCGUAAUAAGGACAGACACAGACACAGGCGGGACUCUGAUUAUGAGAACGGACGGAGAAGUUCAAAAGACAGUUAAUUAUGUUUUUAUUUAAUUUUCAAGCCCCGCUAGCCAGCUGGUUCAAAACACUUCGGCUGUAAUGUAGAGUGGAGUUGUUCUAUUUUAUACAGCGGUGCGCAGAGUAUACGCCAUUUCCUUCAUCGAAGUUCCAUUUUAUGUUAUUGACAGUACAGCCAAAAUGAAAUAUCAUUUCAGUGAGAUUGUGAAGACCAAGAAGAACUCAAUGUUGGAACAAUUUCAAAAUUUUAACCUUUUUUAUUGUAUAUACCGUGUUCAAAUUGAGCUGCUGUGCUGACUACAAAGGAUCAGUGAAUGUUUUCAGUCUCGUGGUAACAUACAAAACAAGUGUGGACCAUCUGGGGAACAUUUUAAGUUGGCAUGAAUGUAAACACAGAAAACAUUUAACUGAAGACUGAUCGAAACAGCAGCUUUGCUCCCCCCCCCAAUUCAAUUCUUUUAAAUUGCUUAAAUAUUUUUAAAACUUACUUUUUUGAAAAAGUAUGUACAUCUUGGCUUGUAAUAUACAUUAGAGAUGAAGUGUGCCUUUGCACUGUGUGUUUAUGUACAGUUCGUAAUAAAGCUAAUUCUUUUUUAUUAUUGAUUAUAAAAAAAACUUGUUAUAUUUCUUUCUAAAUGUAUUAAAGGUAAAAUCACCUGGAUACA